CAUAAAUACAUAAGAAUUGUGUGGUAUAUAUGUAAAUGCCCCACAAGAUAAAUGAACAUAAGAGAUCUAAGAAGAUAAGGUGUUCUCAUGGCCACAGAGAGAGCUAACCCUGUAAAGAAACUGGAGUUCUUCGAAGUCAAGGGAUGCGAGACCGCCUUCGAGAUUGGCUUCCUCAUCGGAAAAAGGUUUUCCAAUCUGAUAAAGAGCAGGAUUGCUUCUGAUCUCAUACUCCAAGAGCAACUCCUGCCAUUUUCUCAAACAAUUCAGGCAAAACCACUUAUUGAUGAACUCUGCAACAAUAACAAGCAAAAGUUUCCAAGAUAUUGGGAAGAGCUUGAGGGCACUGCAGAAGGGAGUGGUGUCUCAGUUCUAGAUCUGGUGUUGCUGAACUUCAGGAAGGAAAUUUUACCUUUCGUUCCGAAAAUGCGGCGUACAGCAAGCGAUGAAGAUAAGAGUAAUGAUUGCUCGGAUGUUCUUAUUGUCAAUGAUUCAAUGGCAAUUGCUGCACAUAAUGAAGAUGGGAACAUAGCUUUAAUUGGUCAUAGCUAUUUGGUGAGGGUUAUGCUGUCAAAUGGCUUAUCAUUUACUGCUUUAACUUAUGCUGGAGAGCUCCCAAGCUGUGCAUUUGGCUUCAACAGCAAUGGAAUAGCAUUUACUCUCAAUGCAGUGCCUCCGACACCCGAUGAAAUCUUGGCGCGAGGCAUUGGUCGAAACUUUAUAUCAAGAGGUCUGUUAGAAUCAACUGACCUGGAGGAUGCAUUAAAUCAAAUUAUAUCAGCCAAUGUCUCCGUUGGGCACAGUUAUAAUCUGGUGGACGUCAAAAGCCGAAGGAUAGUAAACGUAGAAACAGCAUCUAGAAACCGUUAUGCCUCUCUGGAAGUUCGCGCAGAGCAAUUCUUCCAUGCAAACAUGUAUAUCCAACUUCAAGUAAAGCAGGAACAAAAUGAGAGUUCAGUUAGACGGCAUAGAAGAGCGGCGCAAUUUUCAGUAGAAACAAAAACAGAAGCGCUUACCAUUCUUGGAGAUAGUGAGGAUGAAGAGUAUCCAAUUUACAUGCAAGGUCCCACGCUGUACACUCUAUGCACAGUGCUGAUAGAUCUAGAUGAACAAACUCUCUCAAUAUUUGAAGGAAAUCCAAAGAAAGGAGAAAUUAGUUAUGUGCUCCCGAUCUCUUGAAGUUCAGAAGUUCCAGA
Molecule: messenger RNA, 1193 nt
Organism: Phalaenopsis equestris
Lineage: Eukaryota; Viridiplantae; Streptophyta; Magnoliopsida; Asparagales; Orchidaceae
Exons: 7
Coding region: 88-1176 (362 amino acids)
Source: RefSeq, a predicted model, not a curated record